AUGGCUAACAACAUGUUAAAUCCACUAAACCCAUCCAUAAAUCUCAUACCCAAACUCGAAGACACCAACUUUUUUGAAUGGAAAAAGACAAUCACUGGCCACCUUACCGCGAUGGGAAAACUCAAGUUCAUCGACCAAGAAGUUGCUAGACCAGAAGACAAAAACGAAGUGGACAUCUUUGUGCAAGAACGAGCUCAAGUCCUUCAAGCAAUCUGUUUGACUGUCAACAAGGAAAACCAAUCCGCUAUCAUUCAUUUUGAUGAUCCAUACUGGGCUUUCAAGGCACUCAAAGAAAAGUACGGAAGUAACAAUGUGUUCAUGAUUGCAAGCACAAUUGCCGACAUUGUGCACCUACGUUUUGAGGACACGGCUUCACUCGACGACUAUGUUGCCCAAAGCCCUUCACAACAAACUCAACGACAUGACUCAAGGUAA
This is a messenger RNA of Puccinia graminis f. sp. tritici CRL 75-36-700-3, 435 nucleotides long. RefSeq lists its product as uncharacterized. The record is from RefSeq and is a predicted model, not a curated record. The transcript has a single exon. Bases 1 to 435 code for a protein of 144 amino acids. NCBI's taxonomy places the organism in Eukaryota, Fungi, Basidiomycota, Pucciniomycetes, Pucciniales, Pucciniaceae.